Moneuplotes crassus is the source of this 2518-nucleotide messenger RNA. Lineage: Eukaryota; Ciliophora; Spirotrichea; Euplotida; Euplotidae. The record is from the annotation of a GenBank genome assembly.
GAUUAUUAAGAAAAAUUAUAAUAAUCUUCACUGUUUCAACACAUUUUGUAUUACUUAAAAGGUUUAUUACAACUCUGGUGAUAUUGCAUGAGAGGAGUCUAGGAUGCUCUCUAUGUCUCUCUAAAGUGGUAUAUAACAUAAAUUACUCCUCUGGUACAAGUCUUAGGAAAUUUUCCUUCUUAAUUUUGAGAAAAUUAGGAAACCCAUACCUUAUAUAAGCUGCUUUCAUCUUAUUUGGCAAUCCCAGAAUUCUUAUUAUUUCAAUUUCGCCAGUUAUUAGCUUUAAAAAAUUUAAAAUAGUGAGAAGAGAAGCGAUCUUUUCAAUUUUAAAUCGAUUUUGACUUAUUUUUGAAUGAUAUUAAGAGUUUAGUAAACUUUGAAAAAUUGUAUGUCAAAGUAAGGAGCUCAUUUAAUAAUCUUUCAUGACUUCUUGUACUCUUGGAGCCUAUUUAUCGACAUUAAAAUAGUUCUGGAGCUUGAGAAUCCGAGUUUGCUCUCUCAUACACUUUUAUUAGCUGUGUGAAUAAUCAUAUCAUACCACCUCAUCAAAGGUCACCAGCCUUCUUUUCUCAUAUCGAGCAAAAAUAGUUGACCACACAGAAGUGUGCAACUAAAUGUCGAUGGAAACUUAGUGGUAAGGUAAGGCAUAUGAAGGUGUCUUUCAGGUUACUUUUUGAAGGAGACUUAUUUAAGAGUCCUUUAUUAAUAAAUUUAAGUGAAGAAUAUUUCCUCUUUGUCCAAAACAAUGAGCUACAUCUUAACUUGGCUUUUUUCAGGACAUAUAGACUUCUUUAAGCUGAAUAGAUGCUCAAUGAGAGCCGGAAAGCUUUGGUAAAUUCAAAAUGAGUAUCCAGAGCAUAAAUCAUAACAAUUUUCCCAACAUUCACCAGCCAGAUAUUUCAUGAUGCCUAAAUUUGAAGAAAGGCAUUUUAGAAAAUUUUAUUAAAAAAUUAAUUUCCAAGAAAAAUAUGAGUGGAAAUAUCGUAACUCCAUCAUAACAUCACUAUGGAAAGCAACAGGGGUUUGAGAAAUUGAUAUUUAUGAAAUAAACCAGAUAUGUUUGCAUGUCAGCAUCAGCUGCUUGCCUCUUUUCCUCCCCAAGAAGAAUGUUAAAGAAUUAGGCUAGUCUCUGGCCCAUUUACAAUGCCAGUCGAUUUAUUAAUAAUUCACUAGGUUUUAUUCACACUUGGGCUUUCAUAACUUUCGAUGAAAUAGAUGCCUCAAGUUAUUUAUGAGUUCCGACCAUGACCGAAGACUAGCAAAGUUAUGCUCUAUUCUACAUUUUGUGGCGCGGAAUCAGCAUAAUCGAAGAUGAUCGGAAUUAUCUUGCAAACCUUCCUUUUUCACUGUACAUCCUUCAUUAACAUAUAACUUUCAUUUUCUGAGAUAAGGGUCUUUCAAAGUUAUCUGAAAUUAGAGAAAAUUUAAAGAACCAUGAUAAUUUCCUCAUGAAGUUUCAGCAGAAAUUUCGAAGAUAAUUCACCUAUUUCAAGAUUUUUUAAAUAUUUCAUAAUCCUGUAUACUUGUUUCUACGCUUUUCUUGGUGAUUUCAGAGGACUUCUAUAGCUCUAGCACCCUUCUCCCUGGCUUAUUUAGCACUCUAGUUGUAGGGAUGAAAGCAUGGGUGGUUAAAUAAUAUGUGUAGGAAAGUACUUGGGUUCUUUUGUCGUAAGUCAACUUUGUAUAUCUAAAAUAUUCACCUUUCUUAGCAUAACUAGCAUUGCAAAGACGAGAGUUCAUCUUUAACUUUAGCUACCAUUUUUAGGUCUAAAAUUAUCGGGAUGAGAGCAUUUUUGAACAUUGCAGAACAACACUAAGAGAUCUUGGCAGUCGGAAUGUUCUAAUAAAAUAUCAAAUUUAUUCGGAAAAUUAGUUGAGUUUAGUAACAAACUGAGAACUGAAGGGGUAAUCUGGCUCUUAAGGUUGUAAUCUCCAGCUAAUUAUCUCUGGAAUGAUAAAGAGACUUAUUGGUGUUCCCGCUGUCAGGGUAUAAAUCUCUGAAAGUUAGGCCAUCAUGCAUCGAAGAUAAUUUAUUUGAAAUUUUUUAUCAUCUUCCAAGCUUCAAACCCGGUUUUUGGUAGGUAAAAUUGCAUGGAAUUGGGCAGAAAAAGAAAGCUUAAGAGCGUAAAGACUGUAGGCAAAUUCUGUAGAAUUAUUGGGAAAAUACUGAAAGUUAGCCAUAUUCCCAUCAGACUACUUACCCCCUUAAUAAGUCCAACCAAGUGAUUUCUUGUGCUCAGAGAGUGUAGGAAGGCAGAUUCUAUUUAGGAAAGAUUAUAACUCAGCUAUUUAUUGGAAGGUUCUACUUUAUUAUCAAAAUUUUGGCUGUAGACUAUUUUCUACUAUUGCACUACUAUUCGUGGCAAAAUUAGUUGACCAGAUGAUAACUUUGCCCAGGUUUAUCAAAAAAUCUCCACAGAGCUUCUUAGUCGCUCAGAUGAUUAGGAUUUACAAAUCAAGGUGAUUUCUACUUUCUAAAGUCUUGUCACCGAAGUUUAGACAUCAUGAUACAUAAAUC